CACCGUGGCUGGGGAUUAGAAUGGCAGCUUGUGUAAUAUGUUUUUGACAUCCUUAGAGUACAAUCUUUACAAAUGUGAAAAGCUAGCAUAUGGAGGAAGGAGUAGGUUUAUUUUGUGCUUUCCCAGAGAGCAGAUCUAGGACCAGUGAUAAAUUUAGGUUCCCAACAUAGUAUCUAGAAGAACUUUCUGUUCCAUUUAAUUAAGCAAAUACUGAAUGCCUUUUGCAUACAAAUACUUUAAUAGGGGCAUCUACAACCUAACAAAGAAAAAAGGAGCCUUCCUGGACUAUGAUUCCUUUUCUUGUUACAGUUUUUUCUUUUCUUUUUUUCUUUCAUAAGUCACUGAAUGAAUAGAAAACCCUUUAAACCAAGUGAUAGGUGCACCUCACUAGAUCUGGAAAGGUUAUGGGAACAUCCCUACAGACUGGACCUCUACCCAUGCCAGAACUUUCCCUCAAAGUCAAAUCCAACUCCUGGGUGGCUCACUAGCCAUGAUCAUCUCAAGCUGGAUACUACCAAAGCUGUGGACUGCCCCCCAUGGGUAACUGGCUCUACUCCUUGCCUUCCUUGACCUAGUUCCACCAGGUGAGAAGAGUGAUGACCAUCCUUUUCCUUACUAUGGUUAUUUCAUACUUCGGUUGCAUGAAGGCUGCCCCCAUGAAAGAAGCCAGUGUCCGAGGACCAGGCGGCUUGGCCUACCCAGGUGUGCGGACCCAUGGGACUCUGGAGAGCGUGAAUGGGCCCAAGGCAGGUUCAAGAGGCCUGACGUUGGCUGACACUUUUGAACACGUGAUAGAAGAACUCCUGGAUGAGGACCAGAAAGCUCGGCCCCACGAAGAAAACAAUAAGGACGCGGACUUGUACACCUCCCGGGUGAUGCUCAGUAGUCAAGUGCCUUUGGAGCCUCCUCUCCUCUUUCUGCUCGAGGAAUACAAAAAUUACCUGGAUGCUGCAAACAUGUCUAUGAGGGUCCGGCGCCACUCCGACCCCGCCCGCCGCGGGGAGCUGAGCGUGUGCGACAGCAUCAGCGAGUGGGUGACGGCUGCGGAUAAAAAGACUGCAGUGGACAUGUCGGGCGGGACGGUGACGGUCCUCGAAAAAGUCCCUGUCUCGAAAGGCCAACUGAAGCAGUACUUCUACGAGACCAAGUGCAAUCCCAUGGGCUACACAAAGGAGGGCUGCAGGGGCAUAGACAAAAGGCAUUGGAACUCCCAGUGCCGAACUACCCAGUCGUACGUGCGGGCCCUCACCAUGGAUAGCAAAAAGAGAAUUGGCUGGCGAUUCAUAAGGAUAGACACUUCCUGUGUAUGUACAUUGACCAUUAAAAGGGGAAGAUAGUGGAUUUAUGUUGUAUAGAUUAUAUUGAGACAAAAAUUAUCUAUUUGUAUAUAUACAUAACAGGGUAAAUUAUUCAGUUAAGAAAAAAUAAUUUUAUGAACUGCAUGUAUAAAUGAAGUUUAUACAGUACAGUGGUUCUACAAUCUAUUUAUUGGACAUAUCCAUGGCCAGAAGGGAAAGUCAUUUUGCGCACAACUUUAAAAAAAAGUCUGCAUUACAUUCCUCGAUAAUGUUGUGGUUUGUUGCCGUUGCCAAGAAUUGAAAACGUAAAAAGUUUAAAACUAAUAAUAAUAAAUUGCAUGCUGCUUUAAUUGUGAAUUGAUAAUAAACUGUCCUCUUUCAGAAAACAGACAAAAACAAAAAACAACAAAAAUUUGAACCAAAACAUUCCGUUUACAUUUUAGACAGUAAGUAUCUUCGUUCUUGUUAGUACUCUCUCUGUUUUACUGCUUUUAACUUCUGAUAGCGUUGGAAUUAAAACAAUGUCAAGGUG
Molecule: messenger RNA, 1830 nt
Organism: Talpa occidentalis (Iberian mole)
Lineage: Eukaryota; Metazoa; Chordata; Mammalia; Eulipotyphla; Talpidae
Gene: BDNF
Product: brain derived neurotrophic factor
Exons: 2
Coding region: 597-1337 (246 amino acids)
Biological process (GO): memory; nerve growth factor signaling pathway; nerve development
Molecular function (GO): growth factor activity; nerve growth factor receptor binding
Source: RefSeq, a predicted model, not a curated record